This is a messenger RNA of Phycomyces blakesleeanus NRRL 1555(-), 1370 nucleotides long. RefSeq lists its product as hypothetical. Gene Ontology annotation, cellular component: intracellular anatomical structure. Lineage: Eukaryota; Fungi; Mucoromycota; Mucoromycetes; Mucorales; Phycomycetaceae. Gene Ontology annotation, molecular function: FMN binding; NADPH dehydrogenase activity; NADP binding. The transcript has 2 exons. The record is from RefSeq and is a predicted model, not a curated record. Bases 22 to 1227 code for a protein of 401 amino acids.
ACAACCUAGCCUUUCUUCAACAUGUCUACUAUUCAAAUAAUUGCCGGUUCAAAUGCCAAGGCCCCUGCCGGUACCAUUCCUGCCUCUGCCGAACAUGAUGUCAAGCUAUUCCAGCCCAUCACUCAGAAAUCAAUUACUACUCACAACCGUGUUGUUGUAUCUCCCAUGUGCAUGUAUUCAGCCGAAAACGGAUCUCUUACUGAUUUUCAUCUCGCUCAUUAUGGUGCCUGGGCUAUUCGUGGUGUUGGAAUAAUCAUUAUUGAAGCAACAGCCGUUGUUCCUGAAGGACGUAUUUCACCCGGAGAUUCUGGCUUGUGGAAUGAUGAACAGAUCGAACCCGUGAAGCGUAUAGCUGCUCUUCUCAAGUCCCAAGGAACUGUACCAGCUAUGGAGAUUUCACACGCCGGCCGCAAGGCAUCCACAGCACCCCCCUUCCUAGGAAACUACACUGUAUCCAAAGAAGACGGCGGCUGGCCAGAUAAUGUUUAUGGUCCAAGUGAUGUCAAGUUCGCCGAUCACUAUCCUCAGCCCAUACCAUUAACUGUAGAGGGUAUCAAGCACAGUGUAAAGACCUGGGUUGAUGCAGCCAUUCGUGCUGAUAAAGCUGGUAUUGAAAUCCUUGAGAUUCAUGCUGCUCAUGGAUAUUUGCUGCACAACUUCUUGUCUGGUAACUCCAAUAAGCGUACUGACAAUUAUGGUGGAUCUCUCGAGAAUCGUAUGAGGUUCCCAUUGGAGGUCGUUAGUGCCGUUCGUGCUGUUUGGCCAGAGCACAAACCGCUUUGGGUUCGCAUUUCUGCAUCCGAUUUUGCUAAUCCCGAAGCCAUGGGAGAAGACAAGCAGGGAUGGGAUAUCUAUCAGUCGAUUGUUUUCUCCAAAGAAUUAAAGAAACUUGGAGUCGACGUUAUUGAUGUUUCUAGUGGAGGAAACAUAUCUUACGCCAAGUACCCACCUCCAUCCAUGUUCCAAGUCCCAUUUUCUGAGGCCAUUCGAACAAAGGUUGGGAUCCCAACCGCUUCUGUUGGUAACAUUCGUACAGGAAAAGACGCCGAGUCUAUUCUGAAGGAGGAGAAGGCCGACUACGUUGUGAUUGGACGCGAGCAUCUUCGCCGGGUAGCCUGGGUAACUGAUGCUGGUACCGAACUUGGUGUUGAGGUAUCUCUUCCAAAACAAUAUGGAUGGGCUAUUCGUAGAGGCCGUCGCACAAACACAACCAAGACUGAAGAGUAAAAAAAAUAUACGCACACAUUAAUACACAUAGACAUUUUGAAUUUUUGACGCUCUUAAAUACCAAUAGAGGGGUGAUGAUUGUUUUGUUUCUUUUACAUAUAAAAAAAAACAAUAUUUUAAUAAACAUAUUAUUCUUACCAUUU